CCCACACACCGCCCUCAAGCGCGCUCCCGUUCUCCCACACACGGCCCCUCACACACUCAAAUCCGACUCUACCCCCUCCCCACAUCAAAGGUGCCUCACUGAUAACUUCACCCCGCGGAGAAGCGGCGGCAUCUUUGUAAAACCAGAGCGGUGACCGGGGGCCGGGGCCGAGAUCCAGGUCCGGGCCUGUGGAGCGGGAGCAGGAGCGGGGGACUGGGGCCGGGGCCGAGGUCCGGGCCUGUGGAGCGGGAGCAGGAGCGGGGGACUGGGGCCGGGGCCGAGGUCCGGGCCUGUGGAGCGGGAGCGGCGUCGCGACGCCGAUGGAGGCUCGGGAGGCGCUGACGAGCGCGGCCACACUCGCCUCUUACAGUGCGGGGCUACAGAUACUGUUUCGAGUGCUGACCUUCAUCUUGAAUGGCUAUACGCUGCGCUAUGUAUCCAAAGAGACUAUUGGUAUUGUCAAUGUGAGACUGAUGCUGCUAUAUUCUACAGUCGUAUUCCUUGCACGAGAAGCCUUUCGGAAAGCUUGCCUAAAUGUCGGUGUAGAGCGGAAGUGGUCCCAGAUUAUAAACCUGAUCUGGUUAACGGUUCCUGUGGGGAUAUUCUGGGCCUUGCUCUUGGCCUGGGUGUGGCUUAAUUUGCUGGCAAUCCCAGACCAAGCAGUUAUACCUCAUUAUGAGGUUGGAGUGGUGGCAUUUGGUCUCUCUGCUGUGGUGGAACUCCUAUCUGAACCUAUGUGGGUGCUGGCUCAGGUGCAUAUGUUGGUGAGCUUAAAGGUGAUUGCUGAAAGUCUGGCCAUGGCAGUGAAGUGCAUAGUGACAGUGGUGUGCAUCACUCUUGUACCACACUGGGGUCUCUACGUAUUUUCUCUGGCGCAGCUCCUGUACUCAAGUACCCUCCUCACAUGCUACCUGCUGUAUUUUAUGAAAUUUGUUGGCUCAAGGGAAGCACAGAGGAAGUCUUUUCCCCUCUCUACAUUGACUGACUUACUGCCUAAACCUCUGCCUUACCAACAUGUUAUUGAUCUACAACUGGCCAAACUGACUUGGACCUUUUACAAACAAUCUUUGCUCAAGCAGAUCCUGACAGAAGGUGAACGAUAUGUCAUGACAUUUCUCAACGUACUGAAUUUUGGGGAACAAGGUGUCUAUGACAUUGUGAAUAAUCUGGGCUCGCUGGUGGCUCGGUUCCUCUUCCUUCCUAUUGAGGAAAGUUUCUACAUUUUCUUUGCUAAUGUUCUUGAGCGAGGGAAGAAACCAGGGCACCAGAGACAGGAGGAAGUUCGUUUGGCAGCAAUUGUUCUGAAGAUGCUUCUAAAGCUGGUCCUACUGAUUGGUGUGACCAUCUCUGUCUUUGGCUAUUCCUAUUCUGAGCUGGCGCUGGAUAUCUACGGUGGAUCAAUGCUCAGCUCUGGACCAGGUCCAGGUCUCUUGCGUUGUUACUGUGUCUAUGUGUUGCUGAUAGCUGUUAAUGGAGUGACAGAAUGUUUCACAUUUGCUGCAAUGAGUAACCAAGAGAUUGGCAGGUAUAACCUUGUGAUGCUGGCCCUGUCGCUUUCAUUCCUUGGCCUUUCGUUUUGCUUAACUCAUUGGCAAGGAGCUGUUGGCUUCAUUUUAGCAAACUGUUUGAACAUGGGAUUGCGAAUUACACACAGUCUGCGAUACAUCAGUUGUUACUUCCGACCCACUGAACAUCGGCCUCUCAGAGGCCUCCAGCUCUCGGCACCUUUACUCCUGGUGUACCUCGCUAGUGGAAUAGUGACAGUUCUCUCACAGGUUACCUUGUGCUGUGCGCAAGGGCUGAUGUUCCGCUCGCUUCACGUUCUGUUUGGGGCACUCUGUUUAAUCAUGAUUCUUGCCACAAUCUUCUUCACGGAGCCCAGGCUUGUUCAGUUCAUUAGAGCUCACUUUCUCUCUCGGAACAAAACAGAAAUGGUGAAAUGGGACUGAAAGCAAUGGAGUGGAGACUAGGGAGCAGAAACCAGGUGAUGCCGGCAGCCUGCCAAUCGCUGGGCGGACCCACCCCUGGGACAAGCGCUGGAGUCUGUGGCUCCACUCCCCACACCUCAAUUGUACUAACCCACUGGAAUAAAAACUGACCACUUGGAAA
This is a messenger RNA of Pristis pectinata (smalltooth sawfish), 2109 nucleotides long. It is a transcript of the gene rft1, whose product is annotated as RFT1 homolog. The record is from RefSeq and is a predicted model, not a curated record. Bases 321 to 1949 code for a protein of 542 amino acids. NCBI's taxonomy places the organism in Eukaryota, Metazoa, Chordata, Chondrichthyes, Rhinopristiformes, Pristidae. The transcript is spliced from 13 exons. Gene Ontology annotation, cellular component: endoplasmic reticulum membrane. Gene Ontology annotation, biological process: glycolipid translocation; dolichol-linked oligosaccharide biosynthetic process.